Molecule: messenger RNA, 10996 nt
Organism: Mya arenaria
Lineage: Eukaryota; Metazoa; Mollusca; Bivalvia; Myida; Myidae
Exons: 24
Coding region: 91-10200 (3369 amino acids)
Molecular function (GO): protein binding
Source: RefSeq, a predicted model, not a curated record
GUCACAGUGAUCAAUAUCUCUUAUAAAUUAUCUUAAAUGUGUACGUCAGACGGAAUUAUGUGUGGCUUUGUUUAAUUUUGAACGGACGCAAUGGUUUAUCAAUUACAAUUGUUCUACUUAUGUGCACCGUCAAUCAGAUGGAUAGCAUUUAUGCUGAACAGUUUUCUUCUUGUGGAAAGCUGUACUCCGGGCCACUACAGUAUUUGUCCUGAUUGGGGCGGCUGUUCGGAAGACUGUGGUGGGGGGUCUAGAUCACGGGUUUGUAGAUCGUGUGUCUGGAAAAUAAAUAGGCGUUUCCAUGAAAAUUGCAAUGAGUUCUGUCGAAAUGGGUACGAUUAUUAUGACGGGCGAUGUCAUUGUUCUAGCUGGAGAAGUGGGAGGUGUUGUGAAGAUUGCAGUAGAAAUUACAUCGCCCAUUGUCCCAGUUACGAACACCACUGUGGAGGAUCCCCGGAUGGUAUCCGUUGUGACAAAUGUAGCGACCCGUAUUAUAGUUUGGGUUAUAAUAGAGGUUGCACGUUAUGUCCAUCAAUCGACGAGUGUGAACGCAGAAGUUGCACAACCUACAAUAACGUCAAAUGCGAGUCGUGUAACAACAACAAUGUCUUCUUCAAGCGGUACAACGGCGGCAAAGAAUGCCAGCGGAUGUGUUCCUGGAACAAUCACUACUGUUGGCCAGGGAGCUGCACAGAUGGUCUUACCAAGUAUUGCUCGUGCGCAGCGGGGUUUAACAGAGUUUCAUAUUCUUGGGAAACAUCAUGUCAACCAACUAAGAAACCAUCAAUCUUAACAUGUGACACUGUGGUCAUUGGACCAAACGGUGAAAAGAAGAGAACAACAUCAUCGAGUAGUUCAACCGCGUGUCAGUAUUUACAAGAUAUGUAUGGAAACUAUCAGCCGACGAUGGUGAAGUUUGAUUUAAGCUCUGAAUACACAAUUUACAUUCCCAGCUAUUUGAAAAGCCCAUAUAUUGCUGAACACAACUUCGGAAUAACGGACGCAACAGUAUAUAUACAACGCCAAUCCGUAUCAGAUUCGAUCACCACUUUAUCAACAAACAGACGACUUACCUACUCGAGUCGGUCUGUUAAGAGCGUGCAUCACGAUAAAGAUACUCUAACGACUUCACACACAUUCGAAAAUGGCCAGGCGUUGUGUUUGAAAUACGAGGUAAAAGGUGGUGGUUACUUGAAAGGCAGAGAUACAAGAACCCACACUGUUCAGAGCGCUAAACCUUACCGACAAAAUGUAGAACAACGAACAGUGUGCUAUCGCUAUGACAGCCAGCCACCUGAACACUGUUCAAAACUAUCGACAUGUGACUCUGAUGAUCCUCUCCAGUUCGACAAACGUAUAACGCAGGCAUAUUUCCACAAGGUCGAGUUUGACGGUUGGGUGGAUCCCGUUCCUCAAGGAGGAGUUUCGCGCACCGCUUCAUCCAUUGAGAGCUACGAAAUUCGGGUAAAUGAGGUUUUGCCAUCGAAGGGGACACUUAAGGUAGAUUACACAACCAACGUUUUAAGCACAAAGGUAAACCACACAGUCACAAACAUGUAUCUUAAUCUUACUUCAGACGCACCAAGGCUCUAUUGUUUAACACUUGAGGUGAAGGAUGUUGCAGACAAUGUUCGACAGUGUCGCCGUUUUAUUCUCUAUGAUAACACUUCGUCUAUUCAAAUCUGGAAUGAAAAGCCUUUCAGAUUUACAUCAUCGUCCCCUGAUACAGAUUACACCUGGCAAACCCAUCACAACGAUGUCUGCAUAAGCUGGAAAGAUUACUUUUACAACGAUUUCUACAUACACAAUGAACUACUGAAUCCAAUUGAACCCGACCCGCACGGUCUCAUUACAGGCUUAUACGAGCAAACAACGGGAGAAAUACCUGUAUCUGGAACAACAAAUGUAUACGGUAUUAUAGCAUACGUUGUUUCUUGGAGCAAGAAUCAUGGCUCAUUCUCUGUAGAAAAACAUGUCCCUUCAUUCACGAAUCAAUCAUUUUGCAUUGAUUUGAAUGUUAAAGACGGACAAACAUACACACUGAAAGUAAAGGCUAUUGAUAUAGUUGGAAAUAGCCUUAACGAUAACCGAACUGUAUUUAUUGAUCGCUCAGCGCCACACCUCAACAACAUUUGGCUUGAGAGAGAUGGAUACAAAAUGCUGUAUGUCCAUAAUAGCACGGACCUUUCCAAAAUGAAGAUGACGUUUGAUGCACUUGAUCCACAUAGUGGCUUAUCUAAAAUACAUUGGACAUUUGGAAUAGCGGACACAAUGACCGAGCUACUCAGUGAGCACCUUGCUGUUUUUUCUAUUAAUGAUUCAUGCUCAUCCGCACAGUGCUACUGUCCGGAUAUAGGUGAAUGUGCAUUUUUUAACUACACAAUACCACUCAACCGUCUAAAUGCAAAGGACAUGCACAUUGGCAAUCACAACAGGAACUAUUAUUUUACCUUAAAAGUCACAAACAAGGCUGGACUUUCCACAACGGAACACAUUGACGUGCUUGUUGAUGAUUCGCCUCCUUCAGUAGGUGUUGUUUACGAAGGUCCAGAAGAUUCCCCUGAUAUUGACUAUACAAGUGACGAUUUCAUUCUCGUGCACUGGCAUGGUUUUAUAGACCACGAAAGCGCCAUCAAGCUGUACAGGGUUGGGUUGUCCAACAAAUGUCUAAGUACACAAGAUCUUUUCAAUUUAACAGAAGUACGAAGUAUAUCAAUUUUUAGGGAGCUUCCUUUCUACGAAGAAUCGGUCCGAAUCCCUACAACUUUUACCGGGAAGCAAUUUGUGACUGUUAUUGCACUAAAUAAUGCCAUGGAACCUUCGAAGCCUGUGUGUUCAGAUGGCGUUACCCGUGAUCUUUCACCACCGGAAUUUAGAAAUAUGACUUUACAGCACGGACAAUCAUCAGAAAGCCUACUAUGUUUGCAUGGCGAAGUAUAUUUAAUGCAGACAAACAUGCAAAGAGCAAAGCUUCAUAAUACGUCCGUUUGCCGAAGUAUUUGUGGUGCUGAUGUUGAGUCGCACAAGGUUACCGAAAUGUAUCAGAUACAUGAAAUAAAAGAGAAGGAUCAAGAUAUUUCUUCGUUUCUUUGCGAGCACUUACCCUUGUAUACAAACGAUAUACUUAUCUAUCUUCCGAAUGAUAAAAUAUUUAUCACUUGGGAUAUUGAGGAAGUCGGAAGUCAAAUUGAUGAUUUCUUCGUUGGAUUAGGUGUAGGUCCUACCGAAAAAACGAGUCCGUCCAUUGUAGCGUAUCAGUCUACGCAAAAGAAAACCUACUUCAAACGAAAACAUGAAGGCCUAGGUUCUGACGAAUUAUUCUACAUUUUCGUUAAAGUGAUCAAUAAAGCUGGUUUGGAGAGAAUCGCAACAAUAGGCCCUGUACUCAUUGAUCAAACUCCGCCUCUGAAUAGAACCCUUCCUCAAGUUAUUGUUGAAUCUGAGCACAUUGUAUUUGGAUGGGAUAGCAACACAUUCUAUGACGAAGAGCAGAAUGCACAAAUCGAUCAAAUAUAUUUCCAGAUUGCAUAUAACGGUAUUGCUACAACACCGUUUCUUGAAUGGCGUCUGGAUACAUCUUCCCCGUGCCCUUCGUACUCUGGUGGAUGCUUUCGAUACCCCCUACGCAGUUUACAGUUACAAGAUACGGACAAUAACCUCGAGUUUUACAUUAACAUGCAUGUGUAUAACAAUGCCGGUCAUUAUCUAUCAGUAACGAGUCAACCCUUUCAGCUCUCAUCAAGAUAUCCUCCCGGACAAACUGUUAUAUUUGAUAUAGAUCCAUCAGUGAAAAACAGUAAUAUGGACGUUGACGCUCAUUUUACGAAGGAAGUGCUUUGUGCAAGUUGGCAAGGUUUCUUACACCAGGAUAAAUUAGCUUUGGAAGUAGGAGUAGGACUCUCAAAUGCUACUGAUGACGUAUUGAAUUUCCAACUCAUAAGCAACAGCAACUCGUAUUGCAUACACUCAAUUGAUAUUCGACCACAUAUCAAAUAUGUUUUCUUGUUAAGGUCAUACGGUACCGGAGGAGUUUCAGUUUCUUUUUCUGAUGGUAUAAUGGUUUUAGACAAAGACGAAAUAACGCAUUCACUGUCCGUCAGUAUUGGAUAUGACUGCACCAGUCAAAUUGCAAAUACAUACCAUUUUACCUUAGCAAACAACUCAGCGCGUGUGACCAUUAAUAAACCGCUGCUUGUUGGCCAACGUUAUAUAAUCAACACUCCAUACACAGCUGUUGUAACUUCAGACGAUGGAAUUGUCUCAGCAGAUGGCAAUGGAAUAUUCAUUAGACCAUUUGUGAACAGACCGGCAUUGGUCAUAGAAGUUGAAAACCAAACCAUUGUGCGUGACGUUUUGGUUUUUUAUCUCGCUUUAUGCCCAGUUCAGAACGUUCUUCCUCAGGCUAAACAAUUAGUUGUCAGCUGGAAGUUUCUUCCUGAGCAUCUGGCAUCUCUUUAUAAAAACGUUGAGCUAGCAUACAGCGUUGGCGUCAGCGAAAGGGAUUCAAUCCUAGGAGAGCAAAAGACGUUUGUUGUACCUUUCCAACCGCAAAUCGAUAGCAGUUAUGCAAUUCUAAAAGAGCUUAACUUGAUAAGCAGCCAGAAGUAUAUUGCUGAAGUACAGGUCUGUUUAAAACUGGAAUGUGUGAAACCGGUACAAUCAAAUGAGUUUUCUUUUGAACGGCUUUUGAACCCCGUUUUGCGAAUAAACGAAGCAUCUCUAUUGCUUGGAGGCACGUGCGUUCAGGUCAAGUUACAUUGGUCAAUUGAGGAUAAUGAUAUUGUUACGGCAUUCUAUCAAUGGACGUUAGCUCAUGACGCAGAGGGUCGAAGAACUCUUUUCACAUGGAAAUCUAUUACCAAUGACUCUAUCGAUAUAACGGUUGAAGACUGUGUUGUACUGCCCGUCCAUGGACAUAUUUCAUCGUAUGCUUGUAUUAAAGCAUACUCCAUCAGCGGACAACUAAUGAGUAGCUGCAAAAAGCUAACAAAGUUAGAUUUUGGUACUUACGACGCAAAUGUUGUUUACGACUUUGAUACAAGAUCGGAAUCUUGGACGCAAAUCCAAUCGAUCAUUCACAGUUCGGAUGUUGGCGACAUGUAUACUAUCCUACAUGACAAUGAACUUGACUUUGGAACGAGUAAAUUAAGGCCAGCCGCAGCAGUUAUGCAUGCGAAUGAACGUAACGUUACUUGGUAUUUGAUGACAUCACGCCAUGUACCCGAUGAAUGCGACACAGAUGUAGAUUGUUUAACGAAAAAGGUCACAACGGAUGGUUUUGCUAUUUUCAAUGAAACCGAUGUGUUCCUUGAUACACCAUUCUACUUGUGUGUUUCGUCGAACACCACAGUUGUUGAAAGGGAAUGGUUUUCUGAAACAUUGGGCGAAAUUCGGUCUUGCAGUGACGGAUUUAUUUUAGGUAACACGGCUCCAAUCCCUGGAAAAAUAAAUGUUCAAAACGUCAAUGGGUAUAUACCUGACAUCGAUCAUGUUGUUAUAACAUGGGAACCUUUUAAUAAAGAAACAGCCGCUACUCUACUAGGAUAUACAGAUAACAUACAACGUUACUCAAUCGGCGUUGGCAACAGUCCUAACAGAGACGAUAUUAUGUCUUUCCGUAACACAGGGGGAGAAACUGCUGCCAUGUUAUCUCUACCUGGCAUCGCUGAUGGCACCUCUGUUUAUUUUACUAUCAACGGAUCAGACCAUUUCGAACUUUCGUCAGUGGCUGUUUCCACGGUGUUUGUAACGGACACAUCACCACCAAAGGAGGGUAUCAUUCACUUUGACCAACAACAUGCAUAUUACAGCAGUGACACAAUUAACAUAAGACUUGUUGGUUUUUAUGACGAUCACAGCGGAAUUAGUUAUUACAAUGUCGGAAUCGGAUCAAGUGGCAUCAUGGUGGAUACAUUAUCUAUGGCGAAGUAUUACUCAGAUAUCUUGGACAUUGAUCUUCGGGAAUUAAAUAUUCUAGAUGGCCAUGAAUACUUUAUUUUGGUGCAGGCGAUAAACAAUGCAGAUAUCCCGAGUGCAAUCGUGUCAAAACAAUUUAUCGUAGACAGGUCACCACCCUAUGGAGGUCACGUUUUGGAUGGAAACUGGGAAAGCAAGGCUGACCUUGACUAUCAAGCCGACACAUACACGAUCCGUGCAAAUUGGAAAGAUUUCUCAGACAUUGAAAGCGACUUAGAAUAUUACAAAGUAGGGCUCGGAACAGACUCCUUCUCUACAGACGUUCGAUCAUUCAUGGAUGUUGGUUUGAAGCAAGAUAUAAUGUGGAAUGGUCCGUUUAUCACAGGAGAGAAAUAUUACACAACAAUACAGAGCUGUAAUAAAGCUGGCCUUUGUACACAAAAAUCCUCAGAUGGAAUUAUACUAGACAAUUCGCCACCAAUCAUGGGCCGUGUACAAGCUGGGUCUGGUGUUCGACACAGCCGAUAUUUACCAUUAAAUACUUCACUGAGACUACAAUGGGCUGGAUUUGAGGAUCCUCAGUCAGAUAUUAAUCAUUUUGAAGUGUGUUUAGGACGUCAGAAAAGCAUGUGCGAUAUUGUUCCUGCAUCCAAUGCCCUUCUUCAGUCUUAUAUGAUUAAGUCGAAUAUAUCUCUGCCAAUAAAUAUGCCUAUUUUUGCAACUGUUUGGGCCUUCAAUGGAGUCGGAAUGAACGUUUCAAGUGCAUCUGAUGCGAUUCUCGUGGACAUAACUGCACCUUACAACAGAAUCAAGCCUUCAAUAAUGCUUGAGUAUAACACAAUAACGAACAACUCCGCUCAAUGGGAAAAGUCAAUUAUAAGUGUGUUUUGGGAAUUUUUAGAUGACGAAAGCCCGAUACUCAAUCACGAAUUAUCUCUGUUUACCCAUCAUGAAGGAUACACUCCUUUUGAAAGAGUACAUAUUGGAUCAGAAAAACACUACACUAUUAACUUAGAUGGACGUAAUUGGCUGCACAAUGGCGACAUUUAUUUUAUUGUUAUUACUAGUUGUAACGCAGCAGGCCUAUGCUCAACAGAGAGAACAAAUGAUAUUCUUAUCGACUCUACUCCCCCACAUCAGGGUGGUCUAAAACCACAAAUGUUUUGGGAAAAUUAUAGAGAUACCAGUGGACUCCACUCCAAUGUUUCUAUUACUUGGUAUGGUUUCUACGAUCAAGAGUCUGGUAUAGAUAGAUAUUAUGUUACUGUUUCAAGAUAUUUCAGCAAGCAGGAACUGUCCGGUGGUGUCCUUAUCCAAAACCAUGAAAACUCUUCUGUUGAACAACAUGGUAAUUUCACACUUCAAGAAGCUUUAAAACCUGAUGAUCUUAUUAUAGUUUCUGUCUGGACUACAAACAGUGUAGGAUUAAACAGCUCGGUUGCACGUGUAUCCCUAUUUGCAUUGUCAAGUAUGCCGUCUUCCGUUAAUAUUGAAAAUCAGCGGGGAAUACUCGAACUAGAGAAGCACUCUUGUGACGUUCAUUUUUGCAACAAGGACUGCACAUGUGCUGUUGUUGGAAAACCAUGUAUUGAAGCUGAAACAAAUAUGUCCUGCGUCGAGAUUGAUGCAUUUAACUCGACUGAUAGCGACUUGACACGGUUUGCAGUUUUUGGAGGCCUUCACUCCAAGCCUUUGACUUUAACGGCAUCAUCAGCUUGUCUUGCCGGGCACUGGACCAAGAUCGAACACUCGAGAAAGGAUCCAGACAUUCAUAGAUUUGAGUGGAGUAUUGGAAUUCAUAAUCAGCCGCACGGAGAAGGGAUUUUCGAUUUACAAAAGGAGUUUCCCUGGGUUGAUAUAGGUUUACGACAAGAAUUUGUUCACUGCUUGCCCAUUAACAGAUCUCUUAUUCAUGACGAGCUCUACGACAUUUACGUUAAAACUUGGUAUGGACCAAGUAAAUUCGCCAUAUUUACGUCGGAAUCUAUUAAAAUUGAUCUAACUCCCCCAAAUGUGCGUAGAGGACGCUAUAUCAUCGAAGGAAUGGACGAUUGUUCAACAGACCUUGACUUCAUAUAUUGGACCGGUCAGAUUUCGGCUUGUUGGUCCGGGGUCUUUAGUGAGCAGCAAAGCGAUAUACUUCAUUACUUGGUUGCUUUAGGAGCUUCACCGAAUGUUGAUGACGUAUUUAAAUCAGAAAAUAUGGGAUUGAAAACAAAUAUUUCCAUCGGUAAUCUGACUUUGGAGCACGCCGUUAGAUACUAUUUUACUGUCACUGCCGUGAAUACUGCAGGACUUCACACUUCGGUUUCGUCGGACGGAUUCAUAAUCGAUACGACCCCACCAUCAGAUGGCGUUGUUUAUAAUACAAAUGCGUAUAAAAACGUUGCAUACCAAUCAUCCGUCACAUCUCUAGGACUUUCGUGGCAUGGGUUUCAGGACCAUUGUUCAGGAAUAAAAAGUUACUAUGUUGCUGUUGGGGAAAAACAUGAGCCUCCUUAUUCUAGUACGAAUUUUACACAAGUUUAUCUCAAGACGAGUGUUACGUUUAUGGAUUUAAAUUUAUUGCCUGGAAGCGUUUAUUACGGCGUGGUCAAGGCCAUUGAUGCCGCGGGACAUGAAAGUGAUGUCAUUGUUUCCCCAGGAGUUAUCAUCGAUUCUUCUCCACCCAAAGGCUACAACUGUGACCAAUUUGAAGACACGGGUGUUACUGAGUUGUUGGACGAUUCGAAGAAUAAUUGGACUAAAACAGUUGUUGCAAAAUUAGACAAAGAUGAAGUAUACAAAAUCGAAGGGUCCAUUAAAAAUACUUUUGUAGACUCAGUUAUUCUUCAAAUCAAUCGUUUCAUGACCAGAAUCCAAACUGCGCUGAAUCAUAAACAAAUUGCUGAUUUUUCAUAUACGUUUGUGUCAAUUGAAAAAGGGGCCCAGAAUAUUACCAUAAGUGUUGAAAAUAAUAUUAAUAAUUUCAAAAACAUCCUAGAAACAAUUCAUUUACAAAGAUGUGUGUCCUUUAUUGAAAACAAAACAAAAGCUCUUCAUGUUCAGCAAAUAAGACAUGAUUCUGUAGAUGUUACUGCUAUGAUUCAGGAUAAAGAAAGUGAUCUGAAAAUGGUACAUAUUGGUGCUGGUUCUACACCUGGAGGGUUUCAAAUUCAGCGAUUAACUGCCAUUCAUGCUAAUAUAAUGAGUGUGAUUAUUAAAGGCCACCUUUUGCAUGCAAUGAAAGUGUACACGACGGUUAUUGCUGAGAACCAUGCAGGACUGACAUCUGUUUUCAAGUCAAAAGAACCAAUCAUUAUUGACCACACUUCUCCAAUUAUCACUGAUCUGGAGGCUUUAGCAACGGUAGUCUAUGUCAAUGAGUCGGGUGAAAUCGAUUCAAGAGUUCAGAUUAAUGCAAUCUGGAAUGUGCUAGACGAUGAGAGCGAUAUUAAACAUUGUACUUGUUCUAUUGGAAUGCUUCCAAACAAUAACAAUGUACAAGACCAAUGGUAUGCAGAUACUUUGUCAUCGUGUGAGUCGAACCUCCUGCAACUAAACCACGGCGAUAAGGUGUGGGUCAAUAUCAAGUGUGUCAAUAAUGUUGAACUAGCAACGACGAAAACUGUAGCUUCAAAUACCGUAUCCAUGGAUUUCAUUUCUUCAAACCAAGUAACUGUUAAUAUUCUACCAGUUAACGAAGGUCUGUUCAGCACAAUACCGCUCACUGUAGGCCCGACUAAAAUACAAUCAGAUACAUCCUUGGUGCAAAUCAGUUGGUCAGGAUUCGAAGAUACAUCCGGUAUUGACUUUUACGAAUAUUGCAUAUCGGACGAAAAAAAUGCCACUAUUGUGGACUGGACAAAUGUUCUCUUGAAGACAGUAGCAACUGCUCGCGGACUUACAUUACACAAUACAGAAACAUUGAACGUAAGCGUCAGGGCCACAAACACUGGACAUCAUAGAAGUGAGGCCGUUCAUGCUUCCCUUUUCACUAUCAGUCAGCCUCCAGCUUUGUCAGGAAGCCCUAUGUUUGUAACUCGAAACGAGCAUCUUAUUCACAUCGACUGGGAACAGGCAUUCGAUACUCUUCCGGAAAUUCCAGUUGUGUACAGCCUCGUUGUGGGAUCCAGAGAAGGAUUCACCGACAUUCUGGAUAUCGACUAUUACACUGGACAUACAUAUGACAUUGUGGCUCCAUCGUCUACGCUUAUUUCCCCGAAGAUAACAGAGUUGUUCUUUACUAUAACAUGUACUUAUCCAACAGGGAUGUCGAGCGUGUACAGGACAAUAUUUACAUUGUAAUAAUUUACUUGCUAUUUGCAACGCUUGGUUUUUGCAAAGCUGGUGUUUGUGUUAUUAUAUUUCAUAAUGUUGCUUACAGUAUAUUUACAUAUAUGCCUUAAUAUUGUGUGAGGUCGUUACUCUUUUUCAUUGUCAGCUUAACCAUUGUAAUUCGAUGCAGGCGGAAAACCGUGGACUAAUUAUUUUAACAUAACGUCUAACUAUAUUACUUUAUAAAAAUACAUUGUAUUUGUAUACGUUUGCCGUGAUUUAUUUUCAAUCUUUGCAUGUUUUUUGGUAUUAACAUACUAAAUUGAGUCGCGGUUUUUGUUGCUUCCGUUUCUAUAGUUUAUUCGGUAUUUAAAGUCAUCGACACAAUACACUAUGUUAAUAAAAUAAAUUAAAACAUAAUACAUUUGAUCAAAAUCAUUAUGUCAUAUGCAUAAUUGCAUUAUUAUUAGGGAUGACAACGAGUAGUAAAAUUGGUACUCGAGUACUCGGACAAUCUUUCGAUCGAGUACUCGGGUACUCGAUUACUCGGAAAAAUGAUUUUGUUUUUUGGAAAGAUCGUGUUUACAUGUACCGUUCAUGGCGUAUAUUGUGCGUUGGUCGUAUAACUGGUCAUUGUCAUCGUUAAAUUAGACUUUCAUUAUUUACCUUAACAGAAAAUUAUAUAAAAGGAAAACAAAUGCUGUUUCAUGCUUUUAAUUUUGUCUUUUUCAUUUCACUUAAAUGAUUUUAUAUAUAAGUAUGCACUGCAAAUUAGCUACAAUAUAGCUUGAAAGUUUAACCCGGAUUUUAUUCGAGCGUCUAGAUA